Teleopsis dalmanni is the source of this 930-nucleotide messenger RNA. RefSeq names its product protein spaetzle 5-like. Gene Ontology annotation, molecular function: growth factor activity; Toll binding. The record is from RefSeq and is a predicted model, not a curated record. Bases 1 to 930 code for a protein of 309 amino acids. NCBI's taxonomy places the organism in Eukaryota, Metazoa, Arthropoda, Insecta, Diptera, Diopsidae. Gene Ontology annotation, cellular component: extracellular region. Gene Ontology annotation, biological process: central nervous system formation; regulation of Toll signaling pathway; innate immune response. The transcript is spliced from 4 exons.
AUGAAUCAUAUUAAAAUUUAUAUAUUUUUCUUACAGAUAUUAGUUUAUACUUCAUCAGCACUUAGUUCACCCCCAUGCGGUCUCUAUGGAGCACCACCAUGUCAAUUUUUGCCAGCACCUCCGGGUCACACGCCCUCAUGUGCCAGACCGGGAAAAACAUAUUGCGAACAUGUCGACAAUUAUCCAACAUAUCUCAUCAAGCAUCUCGUACACAAAUGGGGCUUCGAAGCCAAAAAUCUGCUCGUAGAUGAGACAUGGGAUGAUUUUGCAUCAGUGGCGUGGCAUGAGACUCCAGUUUUCUAUGAUCCCGCAUACAUUUUCCCGCAGCGACAUUACAAUGGUAACGCUAAUGACUUCAGCGGCUAUAAAUAUAUAACACCACCACUGGGUGGUGUUGGCGGCGGUAAAUAUAGUGACGACUCUUACCGGUCUUAUUCUAAGCAGCCAACAACUGAACAACCAACCUUUCUCUUCUACGGCACUAGUGGUUCACGUUUGAAUUUGAAUAAAAAUCAAGUGAAUCCAUUUCAUGGCAAUCUAAAAAGUACGCCAAAUAAUCCGACUUAUUGGCUGAAGCGCAUUGUGCGUGACAUCAGUCAUGGUUACACUAGUGCUGCAGAUAGCAAUCCUCUAACGGCUGCAGAUAAAACGAAAGUAAACAACACGAAAGACACUGAAACUGAAGGUGAAAAGCCUACCACAUCUCGAGAUGUUUCUCUCAAUAUGGAUCUCUUGGACAUUGUCGGCGUGAACAAGGAAGACAGUAAUUCACGUUCUAAGCGUCAAAGUCCUGGUCGCUCAACUCUCUGUCAGACCACUUCACAAUUCAUCACUCCACAGGCCGCUCUAAAUAGCAAAGGAAACUGGAUGUUUGUGGUGAAUGAGGCCAACACUGCGCGUCAAAUGGUCAAAGCGGAAUUAUGCGCGUGA